GUGGAGAUGGAGGUGGACGGGCAGGACGAGGAGGCAGAGAGGGAGAUGGCGCCGAAGAAGUUGCGCAUUCGUGGUGAAGCGCAAGUCCCUGAUGAGAGGAGGGAGCCUACUAGCCAUGAAGCGAAAGCCCUCAUCAUCCCGAACGACAAAGACAAUUGGACAUAUGACAAGGGGGUUCGCCAGCCGUCGAGCAUGCUUGGAGCUCUUAUUAGGACGUAUUGGCCGGGCUUUUACACUCCGGUCCCCGGCGGCGAGAAGAAGCUAGCCGAGACUUGGGCGGACUAUGAGGCAGCUCCUUGCCCGGGCUUUGGGAAAGAUUCUGACGCCGUGUACACCAAGUUUUGGACCCAUUAUAGGGUGCCUGAUGAUAUGGUUGAGCAUGGGAAGGCGGUACUGACUAGGGCUUGUCAGAGGUUGACACGGCAACAGUGGUACAAUCAGAAGCAUACCUGCAUCGGGCACUUCAAGGCUGAGCAGGGCACGAGGGUCAAGAAAGCUGACAAUAUCAAGGACGAUACUCAGCUGACGAAGGAUGAUUACAUGAAGCUAAGUAAAUUGUCAAUGAGAUUCUAUGUCGCUGCAUAGUUGGGAUUGCAUUAU
Molecule: messenger RNA, 600 nt
Organism: Lolium perenne
Lineage: Eukaryota; Viridiplantae; Streptophyta; Magnoliopsida; Poales; Poaceae
Source: RefSeq, a predicted model, not a curated record